CAGACUCCAGCGCGUCGUUGUCUUCUAUUUGUUAUCCGCGAGGUCUUGGCUCCAUCAAACCGUAAUAAAUCUGUCAAAGGCAUUUUUUUCAUUUUCUUUCCUUUCUUUUUUUUUUUUUUUUUUGGUCACAUGCAGUCCGUUCGCCCAGCUCCGCGUACAUUCAAUCCUGCGCGAUCAGCAUGAUAAAUGCAACCACCUUACCGGAAUAUAAUACUCCAGAGUGGGAGUACUAUUAUGAUUACCUGGACCCGGUUUUUGUAGAUGAAACCAAAUUGAAAUUUAACAAGUAUUCCGUCGUCAUAAUAUUCUGGGUUGGCAUGGCUGGAUUUGUGGUUCUUCUCUUCCUUAUUUUAUUGCAUCUGUCUCGUUCUGGGAAUACAAACGUGGGUCACAAUUCUAAGAAAUCGUGUCUGUGUUGAGGAUGUGGAUUCACAGAUUGGCUGAAUAAGUCUUGUCAUCACAUUAAAGUGUGAAUAAUACAGGUAUUCACAGCUGAGAAGAUUACCGCAGUCGGUAGGCCUACUGGUGAAGGCUGCCAUUUAACGCAAAAGGAAAACCAUCACACUGGAAGAUAACUACGUUUUUCAAGUCACAUAGCGGCCAUUUUUUAUUGUUUUUAAGUUAACCUGGCUGUGAAAAUGAAUUCAUAGGCAUGUUACCAUGACAAGUUACUGGACAGAUGAAGGUUGUAGAGUGUCAGAGCUCCUGAAAUGCUAACAAUUAAGUAAUAAACGUGAUUACAAAUAAUUCUUUGUGUAUUGUGAGCCUCCACUGAAGUGUUUCUUGGCAUACUUUAACAUAAUAAAACCAUGAUAUCUUUAGAAUGUGCUGUAAUGUUAGUAAGUUUAUAUCUAAGUUUAAUCUCUGAAUUUGUGUACAGUGUAUAUUUUGGUUACGGACAAUUCUUACUGUUCCUACAAUUUAAAAAAGUGGAACAGAAAUGAAAUUUUCCGGUCACACUAUUAAAAUUCCUGCCACAUGCAGUUGAGCAUUAUCUGGUCUACUCUCAAGAUACCAUUGACUUCUGGGAUUGUCAAAUGGCACAGAAUUGCUUCUUGCACAUGCCAUGGCCCUUAAUGAUAUGCUUUAGGCUUACAUUAUGGUAGCUUCAGAUCUGCUGUAUUGAUCUGAUCUGUGUUUGAUAUCUUCUUGAUAUCUCUGAUUGCUGUUUGACAUCUGCUUGAUAUCUCUGAUUGCUAUUUGAUAUCUGCUUGAUAUCACUGGUCUCUGUUUGAUAUCAGCUCGAUAUCUCUGGUCUCUGAUAUCUCACCAGGGGUGCAUAUGUGAAUGUGCUGUGGCCUUUUUCAGGAGAGUGUUCCCUCACAGGAAGGGUGGUUCAGACUGACCUCUAAUCUGUGGACAAUGAGACCUGUAUUAUUAUUUAUCGAUCAAAGGUGUAACGGCGUUUGAGAACCGUGGGAGUAUUCUGUGUGCGUGUCUAUUAGGUGUGUGUGUGUGUGUAUGCAUGUGCAAAAUUAACCCAAAAACUAGGGUUCAACACUGUGGGAAUUACUUACCACGGAAAGCUAACCACGCACACACACGCUACAAUUUACAUCAACGCUUGAACCUUAACCCAUUUAAAAACAGAUUUUGCUAGGCCUGUUAUUGAUGUUUUAAAAAACAAGAAAGCCAAUAUGCUGACAUGUAAAAAUAUAAUAUGGCUUAAGUUUAGGUAUGUGCGUCAGUUUCACUGGAUGACGUAGCUCACGCACCGCCUGCAGUGUAAUCUGUACACAUGAAUGAGUGGUGGUGACCUGUGGUGUCCUUCCCACAUAUAAACAUAGCAGAGGCAUGUCAUUUUACUUGAUGCUGCUAUUAUUCUCCAAACCAGGCACGUCAUCUCAAUGGAAGUUUACUAUGAAAGGUAAAGUGACCAUAUAUUAGAUUUUUUUUUAAAAAAGAUAACAGAUCCAGACUGACUUUAUGAGCAUAAUACUAGGCUAUUUGUAUAUAUACAGUCUAUGGAAAGAGCAAACCCUAACCAGACAUUUUUUAGGAAUUCAGAAGUCCAAACCUGCGCUGAUAUUUUUGACCCCAAAAAAUACAUUUCCAGGGGGCGUCUGGUCAACCUAAUGAAGGAUCAUUAUCUGGACUCGCUGCUUCAUCGCUGUUAUUCCAACUCUCUGCAGAAGAAAAUGUGCAGGAUAACACUGAAAAAAGACAUGGGGAAAUUGCACAAAACAAAACCCAUAGAUGGCUGUCCGUGGCUUUUGUUGCUACUCGGCACUUAAUUGAGCAAUUAAGGCAGUUCAUUGAAAAAAAAAAAGUAAUUUCACCUGGUUUCCUGGGUCUGAACUGAUUGGGGAUUUUUAAGGUAAAAACAACAACUGUGGAUCUCGAGGAUCAGAACUGGACAACCCUGCACAGACCUGGGUCCUGUUUCGUGAAGCAGGAUUGCUGGGUUAGCUGGAUAACUGCACUGAGUAGAACCCGGAAACCCUCCCAGAUCUGAAACAUGGACUUAAGUAAAAAAGAGCUGUUCAGGGUUUUACACAACACAGUUAUCCAGCUAGCUCAGUAACCCUGCUUUGUGAUACAGGCCCCUGACCGCGGUCGACCAAACACAUAGUUCAGUUUGUGAUUGUGAACAUCGCUGUGACACUGAUGCCAGAUUGGACACCUCUUCCCCACCCCUCCACUCCAGAAUCUUAUCUUGCGUAACCCAGAGGGCCCGGAUGAGUCCCCCAUGAAAUCUAAAUCAGCUUUGGCCACCUGGAGAUUCUGAAGUAAGCUUCCCAGGAUCUGAGUCUGACUCACCGUGUUAUGUAAGAGAUGGAGCCGAACCGGGGCGGGGCGGGGGGAACAAUGAGCUUAUCCCAAAAGUGCUGAGUCCCGGCUUCUCCGAGGAAGACAAGCUUCCUUCCUUGUCACUCACGGUCAGUGGCACAUUUCCCUUUUGCUCAACGGGAUUGGAAAAUGGACCCAGCUGGUCUGGACAGUCCCAGAAGCCGGGGAGAGGGGCAGUGUGUACUGGGUGCUCUCUGUCUCCAGCAGCUGAACUAGGAUCGCAUCUCCUGCCAUUGAUCAUUAACAGACUGUUUAACCCUUUGAAGAGUGGCCUUUUGAAGAGUUUUUUUGGAAUGUUCUUUUCCCCCAAAAUUCUAAGUCUGUGUUCUAGGACUCAAUUGCUUUCGACCACCAAUAAUGAUUGUUACAUCAGCAUUAGAAUGUUCAAUCAAGAAAAACACUCAUUCCUUAAUGUGUUAACACAAAAAAAGACGGUCAAUGAUACACAGUCUAUGGAAGGAGUCUCCAGUCCACAAGAGCUCCAGGGUUUGCUGGCUUCUGCUUUCUCCAUAAAAUAAGCAACCAGUUCAGAGCUGGUCUUUGACAUCAUCACAAUGCCACACAAAAGGGACAUGCUCAACCCCUUAAGGCACAAGGUCACAAAUAUGUGAUUAGAAUGUUUUUAACGGAACAUUCUAAAGCAGAUUAUGCAAUCACUACUGGAAAGUUAGUUCUGGAAUGCAGACUUAAUCUUUUGAAAAAAAGGAACCUACUCUUCAAAGGACUAAGAGAUGUCCGUUUGUGGACGUCACUGGGAUAUAUUUAACUGCGCCAACAUAAUCAGCCUUCACCGUUAUGUGCACUGGCGGUAGACUAAACCAGGAAAUGACCAACAGCAUGAUUAAUAUGUUAACAUAUGGCCUUCACUAGCACAUGCACAAGGACAACCCUCCCCCCCCCCCCCCCACCACACUACAAACAUCAGCUUACAAUGUACAAUGACCAACAUAAGCAUGCACACAAAAGAGACUAUUUCUCCCUGAACACUUCGCCUAAAAACUCUUAUUUAAAUACCUGAUAAAUCAAUGACGAUCCUUAAUAAGAUAAGGAGAGUUACCCAGUGCAAACCAUCUAUUUUACUUCUCGGAGACACAUUUUACACUAUAAAGAUUGAUGAUGUAAUAAAAAAACAGCUGUAUUUUAUGAACAGUGUACUGUAGAAACCCUUAAAAUGAAAGGAAAAAUUAGAUAAAUUAUAUCCAUAUUACAAAGCAAAGUAAAACAUUGUGGACUGUGUCCAAUCAUAAUAAAAGCCUUUUAUGAUAAUCUCUAUCCAGCACUGUCAAAACAUUUUUCAGCUCCUUCAAACAGCUUUUCUCCCUCUACAGCAAAAUGUUGGAAUACACUAACAGCACUCUAACACCAUCUGUCGCCUUUCUGGUGUACUGCAGAGCGACUGCUCUCUUAUCAGCCACUAGAGGGCGUAAUGAGUCAGGAAUUUCAUUAUAAUGCCAAGCAUGUCAGAUCUGGCACUGGGCAUUCCAUAUCUCUCCAAGAAGCCAGUCUCCUCCAGAGUGCUCCUGUCCACAGCCAUGUUGUCCCUAAUGCUAACCUCAACAACAAAGCCGACUGUAUUUGUAGAAGCUGGUAUGGAUUUCAGCACAUCUCCUGGAUUUAAAACAGAUUUUCCACAGAGAACGAGGACAAAGCCAAAGGAAGAGAGAACAUAAGGAAAGAUGGGGGACUUUCAAACAAAAAAACUGGAGUAAAAUAUAUUAUUAUAUUAUAUUAUAUUAAACAAAAAUUGUGGCUAAAGUGAGCUCAACGCCCGAAAGUCGAUUAACUCUUUAAUGUGUGAGAUCACAAAUAUGCGAAUAGAAUGGUCUUAACUGAACAUUCUAAUCCUGAUGUAGCAAUCACUUCUGGUAAUGGAAGGCGAUGGAGUUCUAGAACACUGACUUAGAAUGUUGGAAACAUAUUCCGGAAAACCUAAUCUUCAAAGGGUUGAACCUAUCGAAAGUGCUGUUAUCCAUUUCAUAUGGCUGUGUGAAGGGCUGUUCCCUCACAACUGACAGUCCUAUUGCAUUUAUAUAAUCGAUCUGAAUUAAUAACUGUGAAUGGUUACAGAACAGAGAUCUGAACUUGAUUAAAAGGAAAAGAAAGAUCAAGAUGAUCGUGUGAUCGGGACAUUUUAAAAUAGUCCUGCAAUCACUUCCUUUUGUUCAGCAGUUCGUAUUCAAAAUUUUGAAUUAAUGGAUUUUAUAUUCUGAUAUUCUGACAGCCUUGCUAGGCGCAGACAGUGUAAAAUCAAUGCUGUUCUUUUUUUUUCGUGGAUUGAGGAGGCACUACGUCUGAAACCUCAGAUUGAGUGUUCUCAAAGGAUAAGAGACUGGACGCUAAGGCACUACAAAAAAACAAAAACAAAAAAAAAACAAAACAGGCAAGGGCUACUUAUAGUGAGUGACAUCACUGGACAAACAUCCAGCGGGCCCGGAAGUCUUUGGGCAGGGUGGGCCCAGCGGGAUGUGACAACAGAAGGUCACGCGUCGACUGCCCGCUGCAUAACGACCCUGGGACGUCCCGUACCGCUCACGCAAAGCCAAGGCGUGGCUCCGGGAAAAACAAAAAGAGCUCUGAUUGGUAGAUAAGGGGCUUGGGUACUUCUCCUAAUCACUUUUCCCUAUGAAACGCUGGUGGAGUCUUUGAGGGAAACAAACAAACAAACAGAUGAACUAAUGAAUGAACGGAGGAACGAACACCUCAGUUCUGAUAUAGUCUAUUCACACGCACGUUCCUGUGGUCACAUCCUCAAUCUGAGACCCUGGCUGGAGGACUGGGGAUUGAAAAAUGACUGAAAACCCCUUAAAUCGGCCAGCACAGAUUUGUUAAAUGUUUGAGGCAAGUAAUAGAGUCCACAAGACUGGCCAUGUGUAAUUUGGACAAGCCCUCAACUGUAUUGACAAUUAUUGCAUAAAACUGUUUAACGGUUCUUGUAAAACACUUAUUUGUCAUUUAAUGGCAGAUAAUCACAUAUUUGCGAUCUUACACCUAAAAGGGUUAUUUCUGGUCAAAUGAAAUCCAAAACUGGCCAAUCAGUGGACAUCACAUCUAGUCAGACAUCUGUGUCCAAAUUUAAGAUGGUACAGUACUGAAAAAUCACAAUAGGGCACUGAAGUCAGCCAACGGCAUCGCCCAGCCAAUCGCAUCCCUCCUUAUCUCUCUUCGCUGGCUGCCAGUUACAGCUCACAUCAGGUUUAAAACCUUGGCAUCAGCCUACAGGACAGUGAAUGGAGCAGCUCCACAACAACUCCAGUCUAUCUUUAAACCUCACAUACUGGACCAGACCUUUCCACAACCCUGAGGCACAGGGGUGGAGCUAAGGGGGUAUAUAACAGGGGAUGUUUUUUUGGGCACGAGUGGAUCCAGUGGGUUCACUCACUGGGGUGAGUAUGCAUGUGCAUUAUGUGCAUGCGUUUACAUUUGCUAUUGGGGCAUUUCUCAUAUUUUUUUCCCCUGCUCAGAUUAUUUAUAGAUCCAUCCCUGCCAGGGUGUCUGUCCGCUCCCUGCGUGAUCUCUUGUGCCAGGCAUGAUGCGUAUACAGGCCCCACAGUGGUGGAAUGAGCUUCCAAUGGAGGUCAGGGCAGCGGAAUUCCAGAACAUUUACAGACACAGACUAAAGACCCACCUCUUCCAUCUUCAUCUAUGGCUCCCUUCAUAUUUGCAGCUACACUACAGUUUUUUAGUCUUACACAAUUAAUGUAGGAUUAUAAUAGCAUGUCUUAUAGUUUUAUAUGAAUAUCAGCUACGUGUACCUAAAUUGUGUUAGGGUUAGAGGUAGGUACUAGUAAACUGACAUUUGGUGAUUAUUAACGGUGAACACACGUUGUUGUUCUGUGGAUGUUGUAAUCCAAGUCAGACACACAACUCUGGUGGAUACACUUCGGCUACAUUUUGCAUGAUAUUUUAUGUUAUUUGUCACUGUAAGCCUUAUAUCAGCGUUCUUGGAAAAUAAUUUAUGUCCCUGGUUGUAUAUUCAAAACAGUAAAAACGUUCAAUUUGGUAAAGAGUCGGUCAUUGAGAAUUGGGCCGACCCUUGAUUGCAAGUCGCUGUGGUUACGCGCGUCUGCUAAAUGAACGCAACGUAAUGACAGAGCGUGUUGAUCUCAACGCAGUCGACGAGGAUGCUGAAAAUAUUCCGCUUAAGUCUUAAUAUUGCCUCCUUCUCGCUGCAGGGAAUGAUCUGCCACGCCCCCAUGGUGGAUCGAGCCCAGCAGGUCCGAGACGGACAGCGUUCUUGUCUUUUUUUUUAAUUCACGUGGAUUUAUUUUCUCACGAAACAAACCGUUUCUUCUUGCUCCAGAUACUUUCUCGCUGGUCAGAGUGACCUCAUUUCCAUCUCGAUGUCAGCACUGGGGAGGCAGUUCCUGAGUUUCUGACAGUUUUGACUUGUUGCGCAUGUUUUAUUCGCGCUGCAAGGUGCCUAGCCUUUACUACUAUUCCAAAGACGCAGGUCUGUUUCGAGCGCAGAUGGAUUCCUCGGGGCGAAGGCUGGCUUAUCUGAAACAGUUUUCCGUCGUGUUUACUUCCCGGCUAACAUGUACAGACUGCUGAUGUCAAACAGCGCUCCGCCGCAAGGAUUUGAGUUAAUUUAUUUCAAAACAAGAGCCUGGACCGUGCAUGCGUGAAAUGGGACGUUCCACUCCAAAGCGGAUACUGGUAUUACACGUGGAAGCGCGAUUAUUAACUGUGACACAGAAAGUCCCUAGCUUCGGCAGGUGUAGACGGCGUGGUCGUACAGUGGCAUUAUAGACUUACUUUAUUCCCGGGCGUUUGACUCAGUCUUUGAUAAAAGCCGAGCGUUCGAACAUGAUCUCAGAGACCGAGAAUGUUGCUCUGCUUCAGCUCUCCGAGACAGAGGUGGCGGCUCAUUGACAUUUUCUACUACAUCCUUCUGCUGUGGACCAAAGAAAUGGACGGACUAGCAAACUUUUCAAAUUACUUGACCCGGAUCAUCCAGAGUCACGCCGCUCACGCCUGCGACGGCGAGCGAAUGCGCCUGCAUUGCCCUCGACACUCAACCAUAUCGGUACUGUCGGCGUUUUACGGCCUCUCCGAGACGGAACACUGUGGCCCCGCGACCGGUGUGCGCGAGCCGUCUGACAGGACCUGCUCCUCCUUCACCGCCUUACAGAAGUUGUUGGCGGAGUGCCAGGGUCAUCGUGACUGUCAGCUCCUUGUGAAUAAACAGGUGUUUGGGCGUGACCCCUGCCCCGGGACCUCCAAGUACCUCCACGUGUCUUACAAAUGCAAGCCCACCGAACACAGGAAGAAGGUGGGGUGCCAGGGGGAGCGUGUGAAGUUGCACUGUAAGUACCCCCGGGUGCUCAACAUCUACGCGGCAGCCUACGGCCGGGCGAUGGAAGACGAAGAGUACUGCCCUUCAGACGAAAAGGAGCCGCCCCCUUUCGAGUGUUUAUUCCACGGCGCCGUGGACGUCGUGACAAAGGCCUGCUACGCCAAGCCGAGGUGCGUCAUCGCCGUCAACGACCAGAACUUCAGAGACCCCUGCUUUCCAGGGAUGAGGAAGUACCUCACCAUCCUGUUUGCCUGCGUGCCUCAGACCCUGCUCAGAGAGGCCGACCCGAAUGCUUUCAGCGUUCCCGGCCCUACAUCGGUUCCGAAACGGAACAACGAUUCGGGAGUGCCUCCAUAUCCGAAGGGAUCACGACUCCCAGACAAGAGACGGUUUAUUUUGAGUAACUCCCUGACGGCCUACGGUUACAUUAAAGAGCACCCCGAGAUGGCCGCCCUGCUGUUCGUCUCCAGCACGUGCGUGGGGCUGAUCUGCACCCUGCUGGCCGUGUCCGUGAGGCUGUCCUGCCGCCAGGCCUCGGGGGGCGGGGCUCGGCGCAAGGCCCCGCCCAAAAAGGGGGCGGGGCGGAGGGAGGAAGAGGAGGCGACGGCGGGGGAGUCGGAGGCCAGCGCCUCCUCGGUCUCCGCCGGCGACCGGAAGGGCUCGUUCGGCUGGGAGGCGACGCCGCAGACGCUGGAGGCGGCGGAUCUGGCGGAGAGGAUCGAGCGGCGGGAGCAGGUCAUCCAGGAGAUCUGGAUGAACGCGUACCUCAACGGGACCCCCGCGGGACCUCGCUGACCCGUACCCGGCCCUCCACCUCGUCCCAAACACACCCACGGAACGGAGCGCAGCCAAACCAGCCCAUAAAGGACCUUUUUUUUUAAACUAUCUGGUCAGCUUGCCUAUAAAACUAUAUGGGCCAAGUAUAUAACAAACUAUGAACGCACUCUGUUUAGAGUAAGCUAUGGGAUGGGUCAGUUUAGGCCCCGCAGCCUUCUUUGUUUCUGGUUUGAUUUCACAAACGAGGCGACGAUCAAACAUUUACAGGAGACUUACUUCAAGUCCACAGUGAUUAACUCACGGUGAUAUUCAGUGCCAAAGAUACAGGCAUGCUAACACGCAGCCUCGUCCUGACCGGGCCAUUGUGAACGACCGGAACGUUAAGCGAACUCUCGGUGCGGUCAGCGUUCCUCCUGGUGAAUCCGCCUUCAGCUCCACCUCUGCACAGGAGCCCUCCUGCUCUUCCUCUGCGCCUGACGGAAGCUUUGCUUUGGCACUGCGCGGUUCCGCGGAACGUUCCGGAACACGGCGGUCCCGGGCGAGGCAGCGCCGCGGGGGAAGACGUUGGCCGCGGGAGCAACAUCCUGUCCUGGAACGGCGUCGGGAUCUUAACGCCGCCGUCGGCAAUUCGCCGGGACAAAGAGAGGAAAGGUGUUGCAUCCUUCUCCGAGCGAGAGGAGAGAGAGAGAGAGAGAGAGAGAGAGAGAGAGAGAGAGAGAGAGAGAGAGAGAGAGAGAGAGAGGAGAGAGAGAGGGAGAGAGAGAGAGAGAGAGAGAGAGGGAGAGAGAGAGAAGGAGAGAGCACAAAGGCCCCUUCGGUUCUGAACAUCACUGUGCUGAUGCCAAGACUCAACACGGCGAUUGACAAGACACGACAAAACAUUCAGUUUUUCCAGAUUUUUUAUUCACAAGUACUGAAGACUAGUACGCUAACUAGCACGCGCUGCUUAAACCAACUGGCGAGGCGCAUCCGGAAAAGCCAAGAAACUCCAGCGGGGCUCAGCAGAAACGUGUCAGAAGCCACACUGAGAGUCCACAGGUAAGGGGCCCGACACCUGUGCUAGUCCGAGGGUAAAGGUCACACAGACCCCCCCCCCCCCCCGCUCUGGAGAAAGAGUUCAGCGGGGACCCCAUUUGAUGUUCGUGAGACCCUGAAAUUGCCUCUUCAGCGCCUGCCUGUCCGACCACUCGGACUGAAGGUGUGAGUCAUCGUCCGCUUCCUCCAGCUUCUGUAAACCGGCGGAGAGUCAGAGGUGAACGAACAGAGCAAACGUGACAUCCAGCAGCGAAAUGGCUGUCGACAGUCAGACAGAAACAGAAAAACAGGCACAGACUGCUGCAGUGUACGUGUCUGUCUUUUUCCAGGACAAUAAAGUUUUCUCUCCCACCUUGAGCUCCUCCUGCCGCCGGUAGUAGUGCAGCAUCAUCUGCUUCUGCUCCUCGGCGCCCACCACCGGCUCCCUCGCUGGCGCCCCCUGGCCUCUCUGCGAAGAAACGCACCCUGACGUUACACAGACUAACUCACAGAAAUAUCGGACAACCGGAGAGAGUUACACAGGGUGCUCAAAACCUGAGGUAAAUCAUAGACAGGUUACACAGGCACAGUUUGUCAUCUGUUGAUGAAUUUCAUUUUUUUCUCCUCACAAAUAAUUUUCUCUCAAAAUUGCCUGAUUACACUGAUGGAAUAAUAAGGACCAGCACCGAAUGUGAUGACCCCUGUAAAUUAUUUUGACCAUAAAUUAACUGAAGAAGAGACUGUGGACGUCAUUGUGGAAGAUUAAGCCAUUUACUGUGUUUUUUUGCCACUAAAACGUAAGUUAAUAACAAACAAACAUUGAGAAAUGUUCCCACGAAACAUGGUACUUAUCAGACUUCCUUCCAUUAGUAUAAACUACAAGUGAGAAGUCUCUUGCUAAAAUUACUUGUUUCAUAAACCAGUCUAUGAAAAUGAGUUGCAAGACUAGGUGAGGUUCAUCGUGUCCCCCUCCGCACCUUCUGGAUUUUGACGACAAUCUUGGUCUUCUCGUUCUUGCCCACGUAGUCCUGGAGCUUCUUGCCCCUCUGUAGCUCCUUGGCUGCCCACCAGAGCUGGGCCUCCUGCUCGGGGAUGACCUGCAGCGAGGCCUGGGGGAGGAAAUCCAGGGAGGAGGAUGAAACCCCCCCAAAAAAAAACACUUUAGAGCAGAGGGUGGAGAAGCUGAAGAUUGUUGUUGUGUCUCCGUAUGAAAUAUGUCACUGUGGUCUAAUCUAUGGGCAAACCUGUGUUGGUGUACACAGCUGUUUAGCUAACUGAACCAGGGUAACUGGUGUAACACGAACCCACACACGCACCCCAACCUCCAGGAAACGCAUAACUAAAUAUCACAAUAAAUUGGAACAAAAUAGAAGGACAUUAACACUUUAAUGGUCUGCUUAACUGACUAUUUCAGUGGUUAUUUUCUUGGCUUGCCAGUUAAAGAGUUCAGAGGCGUGGCUUUACGUGUUAUCCCGCGUACCUGUGUUCCGGCGAGAUCUUCCUGGUUCUCAAACUCCAUCCUGAUUGGGUCGUGAGGGGGCAGGCCCAUGGGGUACACGAUCAUGACCGCGCCCCGGAGCUGGUCCAGAGCCUCUUUCACCGUCUCCAUGGUGACGCACACGCCUGCCAGCACUUGUUUCUGAAAAAAAAAUCACGACACGGACGGUUUCAUCCUGACGUGUUUUCUGUGUCCAUGGUGUCUGAAUAUGGGGUGAUGCAUCAGUGCUCGGUCAAAUAGCUCACCAGGACAGUAUCAACAGAGACCCCUGGACACUGCCUAAAUUAUGUAAACUACUGUAUAUGCACAAAUAAAGCUUUUGAAACUAUAUUUGCACAAAUAUAACACGUGUGUGUGUUCCCUUCAAAUAUACUUACUUUUGAAACUAACGCUUUUGCUUCUUCGACCGUUUUCUUCAGAACCUCUUUCAUUCUUCCGUUUGGAGCUGGAUAGAUGGGACAAAAUUAAACGCAAAGCCGUAAGCACCUGCCAAAAAAAAAACGGCAGCAGGUGAAACAGAAACGUCGUGACGUCGUCUCAUAGACUUGCCAUAUCCGUUCCUCCUUCCGAUUUCGUCCUUCUUGAACUCUGCCCCGCCGCUGGGGACGCAUUUGUCCUGCCAUUCGUCCCGGAGCUUGAGAUCCACGAUCUGAUCGUCCGUUAGCCCCUGCAUAUUCGGGGGAAGUGUGACGCCGUGCUCCGCAAGCUCCUCAAUUUCUG
This is a messenger RNA of Anguilla rostrata (American eel), 12095 nucleotides long. It is a transcript of the gene eva1c, whose product is annotated as eva-1 homolog C (C. elegans). The transcript has 10 exons. The coding region runs from base 7616 to 8881 and encodes 421 amino acids. The record is from RefSeq and is a predicted model, not a curated record. NCBI's taxonomy places the organism in Eukaryota, Metazoa, Chordata, Actinopteri, Anguilliformes, Anguillidae. Gene Ontology annotation, molecular function: carbohydrate binding.